AUGUCAACAGCAACUACUGAGGGUAUGCCAAUUAUAAUUGACACGAACUUAAAGCAAAGUUUCUUGAACAAUAACACUACAUUACGAUCUUCAAUAAGUUCUAAUAAUAACGUAGAUAUAAUACAAUUUGUUAAUUUAAUUAAAAAUGGGGAUUUUAAUAUGGCAAAAUCAUUCUUAUCAACACAUAAUUAUUGUACAACAAUCAUCAAUACAUUAGAAUUCAAAGAUUCUUUAAAGGAACACUUGAAUUCUUCCACAGAAUCUGACAUAGAGUUAUUUAACAAAGCAAACGACAUUUUAUAUGACCAUCUUAUUCAAUUGGCAGAAGUAAAAGCGCAAGAUCUAGAGAAAUUCAAUGAAGAAUACAUUCAAGCUUCUCUAAAACAUAACCUUCAUAAAACAGAUCCACAAGUACUUAAUUUAUAUAAUGAACUAUCAUGUAAAG
This is a messenger RNA of Funneliformis geosporum, 445 nucleotides long. The record is from the annotation of a GenBank genome assembly. NCBI's taxonomy places the organism in Eukaryota, Fungi, Glomeromycota, Glomeromycetes, Glomerales, Glomeraceae.